AUGAACUUUUCUGUUUUUUCUCGCCUCCCUCUCCAUUCCUCUGUAUCUUUUUUUCUCCAUGAAACCAUUUUGAAAUGUAAACAUGGGAACAGGAAUAAAAUUUGUCUCUCUUGCCUUUCUCUCUCUCUCAACUUUCUCUUUUUUCUUUCUUUGGCUCAGUUCUCUCUCUCGCCUUCCUCUCUAAGUUGUCUCUCUCUCGCCUUCCUCUCUAAGUUGUCUCUCUCUCUCGCCUUCCUCUCUAAGUCGUCUCUCUCUCUCUCGCCUUCCUCUCUAAGUCGUCUCUCUCUCUCCUUCCUCUCUAAGUCGUCUCUCUCUCUCGCCUUCCUCUCUAAGUCGUCUCUCUCUCUCGCCUUCCUCUCUAAGUCGUCUCUCUCUCUCGCCUUCCUCUCUAAGUCGUCUCUCUCUCUCGCCCUCCUCUCUAAGUCGUCUCUCUCUCUCUCGCCUUCUUCUCUAAGUCAUCUCUCUCUCUCUCGCCUUCCUCUCUGUCCUCUCUCUCUCGCCUUCCUCUCUGUCCUCUCUCUCUCGCCUUCCUCUCUGUCCUCUCUCUCUCGCCUUCCCUCUGUCCUCUCUCUCCUUCUCUCUGUCCUCUCUCUCUCCUUCCUCUCUGUCUCUCUCUCUAACCUUCCUCUCUGUCCUCUCUCUCUCGCCUUCCUCUCUGUCCUCUCUCUCUCGCCUUCCCUCUGUCCUCUCUCUCUCGCCUUCCUCUCUGUCCUCUCUCUCUCCUUCCUCUCUGUCCUCUCUCUCUCGCCUUCCUCUCUGUCCUCUCUCUCUCGCCUUCCUCUCUGUCCUCUCUCUCUCGCCUUCCUCUCUGUCCUCUCUCUCUCGCCUUCCUCUCUGUCCUCUCUAAGUCGUCUCUCUCUCGCCUUCCUCUCUAAGUCGUCUCUCUCUCUCUCGCCUUUCUCAACCUGA
Messenger RNA from Acanthosepion pharaonis, 909 nucleotides. Lineage: Eukaryota; Metazoa; Mollusca; Cephalopoda; Sepiida; Sepiidae. The record is from the annotation of a GenBank genome assembly.